AUGCAACAGAAGCAGGCAGUUUUGUUUGAGGUAGCUGAAACACGGCUGCUGUGGCUGAACUGCGUCGAUUUCUCGGUGGCCAUCAUCUGCGCGAUCGAGAUUGCUAUGAUGGCAUCGGCCGCCAACUCGCCUGUGAACUUUGACUUCUUCCGGCUCCUGCGCGUCGCGAAGCUGCUGCGAGUCCUGCGCAUGUUUAGCGUGGCUGUGGGCCACGCUCCACUCCAACUGCUGGUGAAGUGUCUGGAAGCCAGCAGGGGGAUGUUGUUUUGGUCCUUCUGCCUUCUGACUCUGCUUCAGCUCCUGGCUGGAGUUGUGGUGAGCAUGCUGGCCUCGUCCUACCUCCUGGAUGAUGAGGGCGAUGCAGUCAUGAAGGAGGAGGUCUUCCGAUACUACGGCACCUUUACUCGAACCUUUCUGACAAUGUUCGAGAUUAUGUUUGCGAACUGGGGGCCUGCUUGCCGUGUUCUGGUUGACAAUAUCAGCGAGUGGUUCUCGGUCUUCUUCUUGCUCUACCGCUGCGUCUUCGGCUUCGCGGUGCUUAACGUGGUCAAUUCUGUGUUCGUCCAGCAGACGAUGAAGACGGCGACCUCUGACGAAGAGCUGGCAUUUAAACAGAAGGAGAAGGACAUUGCGGUGUACAACCGAAAAGUCCGGAAGCUUUUCCAAACAAUCGAUGCCUCUGGGGAUGGCGCGAUCAACCUCGAGGAAUUUGAGAAGCUGGUGAAGUCACCGAAGCUGAAGUUUUGGAUGAGCCAACUGGAGUUGGAGUACCACGAUUUGCUGAGCCUCUUCGAGUUCUUGGACAACGGCGAUGGCCAGAUCACGCUUGCCGAGUUCAUCGAGGGCGCUGGGCGCCUGCGUGGCGGUGCGAAGGCAUUAGACAUCUGGCGCAUGGAGACCAAGAUCGAGGUCUUGUUCGAGGAAGUCUUUAAGAUGCUCCCUGGAGCGGGAACCGCAGCCAAAGACGACUCGUCCUCCCUGGACAGCGGGCCAGGCAGGAGUUGA
Symbiodinium natans is the source of this 1005-nucleotide messenger RNA. The record is from the annotation of a GenBank genome assembly. NCBI's taxonomy places the organism in Eukaryota, Dinophyceae, Suessiales, Symbiodiniaceae.